Bombina bombina (fire-bellied toad) is the source of this 2088-nucleotide messenger RNA. It is a transcript of the gene PAXX, whose product is annotated as PAXX non-homologous end joining factor. Gene Ontology annotation, biological process: double-strand break repair via nonhomologous end joining. The transcript is spliced from 7 exons. The coding region runs from base 27 to 659 and encodes 210 amino acids. The record is from RefSeq and is a predicted model, not a curated record. Lineage: Eukaryota; Metazoa; Chordata; Amphibia; Anura; Bombinatoridae. Gene Ontology annotation, cellular component: nonhomologous end joining complex; site of double-strand break; nucleus. Gene Ontology annotation, molecular function: molecular adaptor activity.
GAAUAGCAUUGUAGCUUUUGCCCAGAAUGGACGCCCAGUUUCAGGGUCGUGCUGCUAUCUGUACACUGAGCCAUGGAGGGCUACAGUAUCUCUGCCACACUAGCAAUAAGAUGCAGGGUACCAGCGACCUACAGAUCCAUGUGACUGAUGCCAGUGACGUUUGGAGUGCUGAUGUGGGUGAGGACGUUCUGGAGGAGUUGAAUACAGAGAACAGUGUUGGAGUUUCACAUACAGAAAAGCUACGAAAUAUCUUCGAACAAAGUCUCCCUCACCUGGAAGUACAAGGAAGCUCAGCUAAAGUAACCAUCCAAAACAGUUCCACAGACGUCGUGACUCUCAAUCUUUUCAAAAUGCCUCUGUCCGAAGCCCGCUCACAUCUGCACACUCUGAUGUUCCAACUGGUUGAUCGUUUAAAGGAUCUGGAAAAGCGUGUAAAAGCUGCUGAGGGAAAUGAUUCUGCAUCAGCCAGUCCUGUGAAACCAUCUCAGAAUAACCAGCAGAUGUUAAUUCCUGAUAUUGAAGCCCGGAAAAAAGGAUACAGCAUAUCUGCAUCUCAGGUCAAGAAGAGAGUUCCUGGUGAAUCACUCAUUAAUCCAGGUUGCAAGAGCAAAAAGAUGGCAAAAGGAGUUGAUUUUGAAGAUGCUGAAGGAACCUUAUAGCUUCUAGGCAAAACGCGUCAGGGAUCUACCAUAACACCUUAAGAUAAUAUCAAUAUUUUGUGCACUGUGAAUGAAGUAGAAGGAUUUUUACUUGAAACCAGAAUGAUAGCAGCCAAUUUUAUUUAUUAAUGACCAAGAGAGCACUGAAAAAAACAACAUAAAUAACAGGAAUAGAGCUCUGUGGGCAUCUGGGGCACCACAAGAACUAGCAUUGUACCUGUACCUGGACAUUUCUACAAUUACCCAAGGCCGAGCUCUCAAAGUCUUACAUUUUGUGCAACCGUUAUUGGUUGGCAGCUUUGUACCUCUGGAACUUUAGUUACUCUGUUAAAUUCUGAUUUUUAUUAAUGAAACCUGGGAUUUACUCUAGCCCUGCCAAGGAGGAACACCCACACUUGACAAAGUCACGUCCACAAGCAACCAAGACACCCCCGAGGAUUCCCUCACACUUGAGACUAAUCAUUGUUUAGGCUCUAGAAAUCUGAAUAAUAAUAGUCUGUAACUUUGCUGUUUAUUAACAAUCUGUGUAAAACAUACAUCAUUUAUAACUUUAAAUAAAUUGAUUAAAUUAUGAAGAUAUAUUUUUCUCACCCUUAAGUACCUAUAACUACUCAUUUGUUUAUAGUACAUAGGUCCUACGUUUGUCUUUGAGGAACCCCAUCAGGAUACUUUUUCAUUCUCUCUCUCUCUCUCUCUCUCUCUCUCGUGGCUUAUAGGUAUAUUUUAAGUGAUGUAUUUGAAAUAAAAUAAUUUACCUGUGUUCCAAGAUAGAGAAGUCAAACUUCUGGCUUGUUUGUAGUCAUCAAGGAUUUAAAGGGACAGUGUACUGUAAAUUUGGUUUCUCCUGAACAUGUUUAUGAUGAGUUGUUAUACCGGCUGCAGUGUUUUAAAAUGUAGGGAAAAUAUCACCUUUAGGUAUAGUUUUGUAUAUGAAAUAGCCUUCUGUUAAUUGAAACCACAACCCAAUGAAAUGGGUUGAGCUAGCAUGGAAAUCGGACCUUAUUAUCUUAUCAAGUACUCCAUAUCUUCUUUAUUACUGUUUACUCAAAGGCCAAUACUUAGAGAGAACAAUGGAAAAUGAACAUUUUAGCACCUCUCUGUCACAACCCCCACUGGGAGCAUUAGCUCAUCUAAACCUUCUUGUUUACAUGUUGUUUUUUUUAACCACAACUUCAGUUCAGAAAAUCCUCUAUUUCAAAUAAAAAAAAUAAAGGAAAAUGAGCUAUUUGUAAACAAUUUAACACACUCCAGUAUGUAAAAUGUAUAAUUGGGAACAAAUUAAAGGGGAGUACACUGUCCCUUUUAAUAUGGAAACUUCUGAUUUUCAGUGGAACAUAGCAGAAUGUUCUGCUUCCUAAAAAGGAAUUGGCAGCUGCCAUUUGUAACAUAAAUAAAUUGUGCAAAUAAAAAUAACCUUUUUUAACCUUUA